Mercenaria mercenaria is the source of this 5368-nucleotide messenger RNA. Its product is annotated as alpha-mannosidase 2x-like. The transcript has 4 exons. Gene Ontology annotation, biological process: N-glycan processing; protein deglycosylation; mannose metabolic process. Gene Ontology annotation, cellular component: Golgi membrane. Gene Ontology annotation, molecular function: alpha-mannosidase activity; carbohydrate binding. The record is from RefSeq and is a predicted model, not a curated record. Bases 217 to 3432 code for a protein of 1071 amino acids. NCBI's taxonomy places the organism in Eukaryota, Metazoa, Mollusca, Bivalvia, Venerida, Veneridae.
UGAAAGCUCAGAAAAAUAUGACUCUUAUCAAAUGUUGAAUAGUAUAAACGCAGUAUAAUGCGUAUCGGGUAGGAUAGCUGAACCUACCGUUUUCUAUACCGGUGUCAGUUUAAUUAUGUUAAUGUUUGGCUGUAUGUACUGUAUGGAUAUUGGUGAAAAAGAUAUACUAGUAUUCUAAGUUGUGUUCAUUGUGCUGGAAUAACACACGAUUAAAAAAUGAGGAUGUCUCGACAGAUACCAUUCCGGAAGUUAAAGGUUGUGAUUAUGUUCUGCGCAUGUCUGUUCACUAUGUUUGUGCUUUGGUCAUCAACUGGACAUAAACCUGGAAUCUACACUAUUCCCAGUAAUAAAUAUUAUGAAGGUAUAUUACGACACGAAGAAACUUUCAAAAUGGAAUUAAAAACUCAAUCAAAAAAACAGGAUGAAUUUGUGUGCAAUGAAAUAGUUCCAUUUAAAAACAUAUCUAGCGGAACAAUAUCUACAUACGAUUUACCCUUAGAAACGGACUACAGCCUUGAUUCAGACGGGCGAUAUAAACUGCCAGAAGAGGUCCUACAAGCAAAAAGCACAGAUGACGAGAUCCAAGUGAUUCUAGUGCCCUUUUCCCACACUGAUCCCGGAUAUGGACAAACGGUAGAGAAUUACUACACCGGAUCAACUAAACAUGUGCUGGACAAUAUGGUAGACUUUUUGACUAAACAUAGAAACAUGACAUUCCAGUGGGUAGAAACUGUGUUCCUGGAGAGAUGGUUCCGUGACAUCACUGAGGAAACCAAACAAAAGGUACGCAAACUUAUAUCACAGGGGCAACUUGAAGUGGUCCUUGGAGGAUGGGUCAUGCCAGACGAGGCGAUAACACACUAUGCACCGGUGGUGGACCAGUUGAUUGAAGGCCAUCAAUGGCUUAUUGAGAAUCUUGGGGUCUUUCCUGUGAAUGCUUGGAUAAACGAUCCAUUUGGUUAUUCUAGUACAAUGCCAUACUUGUGGAAAAGUAGUGGUAUACAGAAUAUGGUCAUUCUUCGAAUUCAUCAAGCAAUCAAACAUACCCUAAUGCGAAAGAGGAGCCUCGAUUUCAUGUGGCGGCCAUAUUGGGAUUCCGAGGGUAGAAAUGACAUAUUAUGCAAUUUAAUGCCGUACACUGAGUACUGGAAUAGCAAAGUUUGUGGACCAGACAGCAGAGUAUGUAAAAAGUUUAAUUUUCUUCAUUUACGUUCUUAUAACCAGGACAAUGUCAAACCUGUAUCACAAGAUAAUAUUGAAUCUUUAGCAACAGAAUUGUACAAGGCUUACACAUUCACAGCAUCCUUGUACAAAUAUAACAGUUUAAUAAUAUUCCUCGGAGAGGAUAAUUCCUACAGUACAACACAGAGCUGGGCUGAUACGUAUGAAAAUUACGGGAAACUUAUGACAUAUAUUAAUAGCAAAUCUGAGUGGAAAAUGAAAAUUAAGUUCGGCACGAUUAAGGAUUAUUUUGAAAAUAUUCGCAAAGAAGAAAAGACAAAACUUCAAUCAGCGUUUCCGGUUUUAAGCGGGGAUUUCUUUCCAUACUCCGAAAAAGAAAAUGAUUACUGGACCGGAUAUUUCACUACUCGUCCAUGGAUUAAACGUCUGACAAGGGAAGUAGAGCCACUUGUUCGCGCCGGGGAUAAAUUCAGCGUUAUACUUUAUAACACGUGCAUUGUGUCGAAAGGUUGCACUGGUAUCAAAGACGUUUAUAGUAGUAUCCUCAGUGAGCUGCGUUCUGCAAGGAGACAUGUUGGAAUCUUUCAACACCACGAUGGUAUUACGGGAACUUCUUUGCCCUUUGUGGUCAAUGAUUAUGAAUUAAGACUUAUGUCGGCUUUCAAAAGUGCUCAAAAAGCACUAACUUUGGCAGUGAGUUUAAUAGUGUCAGAUGCUAACGUGAAAGAACAGUUUGCUUUGGGAGACAACAACGAUAAAUUAGGGGCAAGAAACAUCUUGACGCCAAAGAUAUAUAGAUUGAAAAACAGGAAACUUAAACUAUAUGUUGUUAAUCCUUUAGAAAAAGCAAGAAAAGGUGUAGUGAGUUUCUAUACAGACAAGAAUGAGCUUACUAUCUCCGAUGUGAUUUCCCAUCAAAUAGGAGAACCUACGUCUUCCAGGUUCAAGAGGUUUAACUUGGUUACCAUCUUCGUUGAUUUGUCUCCUUUUGAAAUUAAAAUGGUUCAAGUCGAGGCGAAAGGCGAUGGCACAAAUCGGUCUCCAUACUUUGAAGAUACGGUCAAAUCAAGUGGAGACUCAACGGAAAUUAUUACUAUUGAAAAUAAGUAUAUGAAAGUGGAGUUUUACAGUAUAAAUGGUUCUUUGAAAAGUAUAGCAGACAGUUCAGGUAGAAAAACAGACAUAACAUGUAGCUUCUUGAAAUACAAACCCGUUAAAAGCGGUGCGUAUUUGUUUGGACCUGGUGGCCCAGCAAAACCCAUAACUGAGCUACCUCAACCGGAAGUGUCGGUGUCUACUGGACCGGUACAUUCUCAAGUUACGGUUUCUUAUAAAUCCGGAUUUACACAGAGGUGGAUUUUAUAUCACACAGACGACAUAACUGGACAUACACUUCAUGUAAGACAAGAAAUAACGCUGGAAUUGGAACCGAGGCUUGUUGAGUCCGAGGUCAUUCUGCGAUUUAAAACCGACAUUGAUAACAAAGACUUAUUUUUCACUGAUCAAAAUGGCUUUCAGCUCAUUGGACGGAAGAACAACAAGGAUCGACCUAUUGAGACUAAUUAUUACCCUAUUACAACAAUGGCUAUAUUAGAAGACAGCACCAAACGAUUAACACUCCAUUCCGCACAGAGCCACGGAGUGGCUUCCCUUGAGGACGGUUGGUUAGAGGUUAUGUUAGACAGAAACAUGAAUCAUGACGACCAAAAGGGGCUAGGUAUGGGCGCACCUGAACGCGUUGCUUCUUUGUCGGAAUUUAUGCUACAGAUAGAGUACAAGAACGUGCCAUCAAAAAUACAGGAAGUCAGAUAUACACAUGAGUCAGUUUCAAGUAUUAUCUUAAACGAACAGCUACAAAACAAAUUGCAAUUGUUUUCAGUAGAACAACAUAAUGACAAAUUCAUUCACGGUUUUGAGUUAGGUCAAAAACCGCUACCAUGUGAUGUAUCUAUUGUCGGUCUUCGAAAUCUGGUCACAAAUGAUUUAGAUUACACCGGAACUAGUUUAGUUGUACACCGGAAACCAGUUCAUUGCGAAUUUCCUACAAAUGUUUCAACAUGCAGUCUUUCCAACGGUCCUCUCACAUUAAACGAUGUCAGAUUCGGUUUAGAUACGAACGUUUUAGAGAACAAUGUAACUGAAACAUCUCUUUCGCACAUACAUAGAAUAGGCAAAACUAAACUGUCAGAUGACGUCAGACCAAAGGUGAAUGAAAUGAGAGCGUUUCUCCUAAAACCCGAGCCGCCAUAACGAAUCACAUUGGUAAAUUUGGUAUUCAAAAAAAAGGCAGCUAUUUAUUUUUUGUAUAGUUACAUGCGUGUUUAAACUAAUAAAGUUGUAUAUAUCAACAUAGCAGCAACAUUUUAUAAUUUGUACUUGUUUUGCUUAAAUAAAUAAGUAAAACCAUUAAAUGUUGUAUCACGUACUUUCUCCGAUAAAAGUAGCCGGUUAUAGUCGUGUUACUUAGUACAAAAAUGCGAGUUUUGAUACAUUGUAUAAGCACGGUUAAGCGGAAGCAAAAAAUCGGCAGACGUUACCUUAUUGAUUCCGUGUCACGGCAGACGUUACCUAAUUGAUUCCGUGUCAUUGUAUCAUCGGUAUAUUUUAAAUACAGAUGUCAACUAUCUGACGCAGCUAUAUGAAAGUAUGAUUGGUUCGUAAACCUAAGGAUAAGUUCAAUGUGGAAGGUAUGCUUUUGGCGCUUUGUACCGACUUUGGGGCUCAUCCACUCCCCCCCCCCACCACCACCCCCACCCCCCCCUCCGCACACACACACACACACACACGCACACACACACACACACUACGCAGAUGUGAGAAGUAUGUCAUAAAACUCGGAGCGUUAUUUGUCUAUUUGUGUAAAAUAAUCAUCAAUGUAUCUCCAGAAAAAAAAAAGUCGAAACUAUCGGGAACUGUUAGUAUUUUGUCAUUUUUGAGAACGCUUUCCACGGACCGACAAUAUUGUUGAAACAAUAUGCAUUUUUAAAAACAUUUACGGCUUGAAAUGGCAGUGCAAUAUUUAUAAUAAGAAACAAAAAUAUGAAAAACUUCAAGCAAUACAAACAUUUUACAUACAUUAUUUUUAUCCAUUUUUGGGGUGUUUCGUUGUUUGUUGAUCCUAACUUCUUUGAAAAGUAUUAAAACUUGGUUGGCAUUUUAUCACCAUAUUUAUCAUAAUAACUCCCCUAUAUAGCAACAGUUUCCUGUUCGUACUCAAAUACCCAUGCAAUUUGCUGGUGUUAUUGUAACUGGUACUGUUUCUUUGUAAUCCGAAUGAAAUAAAAGCAUGCAUUCGGGUCUUUUGUAGCCGCCGCAACGACCAUAUUGUGCUCCUGUUUAAAAUGUCGUAUAAAUAUACGUUACGUUAUAGACGUCAAGAGACAUUUCAAUGACAUUCAUUCGAGCAUCAUUAAAUAAUUGUUAAAUGAGCCGCACCUUGAGAAAACCAACGCAGUGCAUUUGCGACCAGCAUGGAUCCAGACCAGCAGGCGCAGGACACAUGCUGUUCGCUAACGGUUUCUCUAAUUGCUGGUCGCAAACGCACUAUUUUUUUUCCCGUGGCGCGGCUCAAUCAUUAUUAUUUGUAUUUACAUGAAGCAAGUAUUAUUUAACAAACAAUAGCUUUCAUUUUUACUUUCGAUAAAAUAAAGCGAUAAUUUUUUACUUGGGAUAAAAAUUCGGACAUUCAGAAUUACCAAAAUGAAAUAUCUCAUUUACAUAUUUUUAAGACAAAUACAACUUCAAAUAGACCAACAGAUCGACAAAUAUUUGAAAACAUCACCCAAAUAUAAGUAUGCUUAUUCUAAAGUUUGGACUAUAUCAUAUAUGUUACUUUUGUGGCAUUUCUUCCCAAUCUUGUUUGUAUUUUUUUAUGUGAUACCGUCCGUUCCUUCGUUUGUAACGUGAAAAGCGGAUAUGACGUUAUCAAGUGAACGUCUGCAAAGACGUGCCGUUUAAUGACGUGAAUAUUAUAAAAACAGAAGAAAAUGGAUACCUCAUGCAGAACUGAAAAUUUCAAUGCGUGACGGUCGAUUUUUUCUCGUCCGUGCUUGGCACAAGGUUUUGAUGGAAUAUUCAUUGUGUUUGAUUUUACUGAAUUUUAAUAACCAUUCUGAUUUUUCUCAGUCAUUUUCUUUAUGAUAUAUUUUGUACCUUGUAUUUAUAUUAGAUCUAGUCCAUACUCGUG